Molecule: messenger RNA, 1956 nt
Organism: Adineta steineri
Lineage: Eukaryota; Metazoa; Rotifera; Eurotatoria; Adinetida; Adinetidae
Source: the annotation of a GenBank genome assembly
AUGAAGCGCGUUUUACGCCUUGCCUACGUAUUUUUGUCUGUAGUGGGUAUUGUGCUUGAUGGAGCACAUUUUCGUGGUGGUAUUAUUUCAUGGCGCCCGUUAAAUAAUACAGUACAGGGUACCACUGCACAAAUUCAAAUACAUCAAAGAUAUUUUUGGAAUCGAGAAUGGGGCAGUUUUAGUGCACCUUAUUGCACGGAAGCGAAUGUUGCUGCUAAAACAUCUAUUCCAGUCAAUGAAGAUAUGAAAUGUUUAGCAAACUGCUCAAGUUCUAACUAUCCUUCAGUUGGACUUUCAACUAUUAUGACAACUACAGACUGUGAUUCAAACCCAAUCAUUGAAUCAUGGGCUGGCGAACGCUACGAUACUUUGACAAUGCCUUUGACAACAUCGAUUACAAUUGGCUAUCAAUCAAGUGCAUGGUUUGCUUCACUCUAUAUUGGCGCUAAUGAUCCUUGGUCAAUUGUCAAUCGAUUGAAUCUAGCUACGAGACCUGAUGGUUAUAUUAAUUCCAGUCCUGUUACAACUACAUUACCAGUAGUAUUUUAUCCAAGAAAUGUACGAGUAACUCAUGUUGUACAAAUGGCAGAUAAUGAUGCUACUGACACAUUGAUAUGUCGUUGGUCCACUUCGGCUUCUGGAACCAAUUACAAUCGUGCUGAUGAGUGUGGAGGUGUCUGUAUGGGACUGCCCCCUAUAACCACAAUACUCACCGGAAUCAACUGUACGUUGAGUUUUACUCUACCAACUGCUAAUCUCUAUUAUGGUUGUGCACUGCAAAUUGAAGAUUAUUUUAGUAGUAGUUCCCCAAAUCCAAUGAGUUCAGUUCCAAUACAAUUCUUAUUCUAUGCAUACAAUAUUGCAUCUGGUGCAUGCGCAAAUGCUCCUGCAAUUAUUGGUGUCCGCCCAAACAGAGCUUGCAUUGGUGUUCCAGUUGGUGUUCCGCUCACUGAAACCAUAGAGAUACAAACAUACUGUCCUGGUCAAACAAUUGUUGAUUUGGUCACUAGUUCACCUAUUGGAAUGACACAUAGUGCUAUUAGCAAUCCAAGUCCUGGUUUAUGGAUAAUGACAUUGUCGUGGACACCAGCAGCAUCACAAGACGGUCCUCAAGGUUUUUGUGCUGGUGCAGUUGACAAUAGUAGUCUACAAUCAGCUCCAUGGUGUCUUACGUACCUAGUUGAUUAUGAUUCACCAAAUUUAAUUCUUCCUCAAGUAGUACAAGGAUCAGCAAGUCCAAUAGCAACAAGUGCAGUCGGUCGUCCUUCUCGUAAUGGAACAAACGUCUGUUUUCACUUGGACACUACAAAUGCAUCAGUUCUAUGUUAUGAUGCUGGAUAUUCUCCAAAUGUUAUUUAUACUGGAUAUACAAUUGUAAUUGUUACAACUAUAACAUGGACACCUGGUGAAUCUUAUUAUGUAACAAUGGAUAGUGGAUUUGCUAGUGGAAGUGUAUUCUGUCAUGCUGAAUCGGCACCUAUUACUGAUAAAACAUUUUGGAGAUUCGAUAUCUGGAAUCCAGCACUUUCAAGUACAACUACAACAACCACUACGCCACCAACAACUCAUACAGUUACAAGCCUAGGAACAACUACUACUUCAAUCAAUACAGCAUGUACCACAAGUGGAAUAGUAGUAACUAGUACCAAUGCUUCUACGACUACAACAACUGUCACUACCACACCUCCAACUACAGCUGGUCCAACAACAGCAGGUCCAACUACCACAGGUGCAACAACUGAAUCAACUAUUCCUGUUUUUUAUCCAGCAGAUUUCGAAAGUGCAUGUAAACAACCAGUUGCAAUUAUGUCAGCUGUUACGAUGGUUGCUUUUAUGCCUGUACAUGCUCUGGCAAUGUAUGCUGCUUUCACAAAAUUUUCAAACAUGUUCAAACCAUCAAACACCGCUGCAAAAGCACGACAUCAACAACGAAUGAAAAAUAUUCUACGACGUUAA